Molecule: messenger RNA, 2040 nt
Organism: Aspergillus puulaauensis
Lineage: Eukaryota; Fungi; Ascomycota; Eurotiomycetes; Eurotiales; Aspergillaceae
Exons: 2
Coding region: 1-2040 (679 amino acids)
Source: RefSeq, a predicted model, not a curated record
AUGGGACCUGAGGCGCCGCAAACCCCAAGUCUCAUUGACGCCAGCAUCUCUGAGCUCCAACAAGCUUUGACUUCGGGGUGGACGACGAGUGCUGAACUAGUAGCACGAUAUCUGCGAAGAAUAAGUGUGUAUGAUGCGUCUGGACUUACUUUAAGUGCCAUUCCCAUUCUAAGCCCGUCUGCCUUCGCGGAGGCCGAGGCAUCUGAUGCACGAAGGGCCGCCGGACUCUCACCGAGACCCCUAGAGGGUAUCCCUUACCUUGUCAAGGACAGCAUCAAGGUAAAGGACAUGACAGUUGCCUCUGGGUCUCCUGCCUUUGAAGGUCUAAUCGCUACGGAUGACGCUGCUUGUGUGAAAAUUCUUCGAGAUGCAGGAGCUGUCCUUCUGGGCAGAACUAACAUGCCCGCUAUGGCGUAUGGGGGCAUGCAGCGUGGUUCAUAUGGUCGCGCUGAAAGCGCAUACAAUAUGGAAUAUUUGACGGCAGCAUACGGAUCGGGAUCCUCCAAUGGCUCUGCCACGGCAACCGCUGCGAACUUCUGUGCCUUCAGCUUGGGAUCUGAGACUGUUUCCUCUGGAAGAUCUCCAGCGUCAAAUAAUUCGAUUAUUGCGUACACACCGUCCAAGGGCCUCCUUCCGAUCCGUGGAGUGUGGUCACUAUACCCAACAUGCGAUGUAUUGGUGCCUCACACGCGUACCCUGUCCGAUCUCUUCCAGGUGCUUAAUGUGCUCGCCGUCACUGAUCAUACUCCUCAAGGAGACUUUUGGAACGAGCAAAAGAUUAUCCCCUUUCCAUCGAUUGAGACCAUCCGUCCUCUCAACUUCGAGGAACUAGAGAAGCCCUCUUCACUCCAUGGUAAAAGAUUGGGGGUACCAUCCAUGUUUAUUAACGGGAAAGACCCUCUUCCGAACAAAAUACACACGAGACCCUCAAUCAUGAAGCUCUGGGAAUCGACAAAGCGUGAACUGGAGUCCUGUGGUGCCACUGUUGUCGAAGUCGAGUUUCCCCUCCUCUCCACAUAUGAAGCCAACGUCCAUCGCAACCAAUUAGUGACCAUCAAAGAUCUCCCAGAGAAAUGGCCCGCAAGGGAAAGGAGCGAUCUUGUUGCCCAUGCUUGGGAUGACUUUUUGGCUACCAAUGGCCAGCCAGGAUUGGAUUCUCUCGCAUGCGUGAACCCAGACGACAUAUUUCCCCUUGCUCCUGGGUCCCUCCGAGGCGCACCGAUCCCAGCGAACCAGCUUCAAUGGAAACAAAUUGUCGAAUAUCCGACGACAAAGCAAGGCUCUAUUUUGGAUGUCCCAGAUAUGGAGCGGGCAUUGAAGGCCCUGGAGACCGCACGGAAGGAAACACUAGAGGAGUGGAUGGACAAGCAAGGCUUGGAUGCGAUAGUUUUCCCGGCGAAUUCGGAUAUUGGACGCGCUGAUUCCGACGUUAAUCACGAAUCUUCUCAGUUCGCCUGGACAAAUGGGGUGAAGUAUUCCAACGGAAACCAGGCUAUCCGUCAUCUGGGUGUUCCUACCAUCUCGGUCCCGAUGGGACUAAUGGAGGACACAAAAAUGCCUAUCAAUUUAACAUUUGCAGGAAAGGCGUAUGAGGAUACUAAGCUUCUUGAAUAUGCGUAUGCCUUUGAAGCGGCGACAAAGCACCGCGCCGUGCCGCCACUCGUGCCUGGACUGGAUACGGAUGUUCUGAAAACUCCACGCAAUGAACGCUCUGCACCUCUCACUCGUGUGGAAACGGCGCAGAUCGAAGUGCAGGCUCAGUCCAAGGAAAUUGUCGGUUCGACUGUUAGUGUUCAGGCUCAAGGAGUUUUGAAACUCGGCGAGGAUACCACAGUGGAAGAUCUCAGCUGCUAUGUCAACGGAAAUCCGGUUGAGGUGACCGUGGAAGGAAAUCAAUGGCAGCUGGCAACAACAUACGCCAAAUCUGCUCGUGACAGCACGUGGUCUCGAUGGAGGAGCCCAGCUGCUCACCAGGUCAUAGUCAUCCUUGUUGCGCGCUUUAGCAAUACGUCUGCAGCUGGGAAACUACUUUUGCUCUAG